Mesorhabditis belari is the source of this 1194-nucleotide messenger RNA. The record is from the annotation of a GenBank genome assembly. Lineage: Eukaryota; Metazoa; Nematoda; Chromadorea; Rhabditida; Rhabditidae.
AUGCUACGACACGGACUUUUCUCACGUCUACAUCGUUUGCAAGCCCUUUGUCAGCUUCAUCAACCCCAAUCAUCUAGUCUUCGAUUAGCUUCCGCUUGGAUCAAUCCACUCAUUUCACAUGUCGAUCCAGGAAGAGCUCAAGAAGUUAAUGCGGAGAAACUCUUCACUUCACCCGAAGUUCAAGAAUUGCUUACAAAGUUGACCGGAGCCGAUCUGCAGAACAAAAUCUUUCGAUCGAGAAGGAUUUCAACUCCACAAAAUCGAUCUCAUUACGCACUGAUGACAGACGAGCGAUGGGAGAAAACGAUGGAGCGGAUGCAAGAGGAGGCACAACAUUUCCUUCAAUUUAUUCCGCUAAAAGAGCCAAGGGUUGAAACGACCGAGACUUUGAUUGUCGAUAAAGAGAUUGCCGGAUUCGACAAAUCAAAAUUCGUCUUCACUGACAUUUCUUUUGAUGCCACGGAUCAAGACCGAACCGUUGUUGUGCGAGAAGUAGAUGGAUCGCUGAGGACAGCCACUCCUGAAGAACACGAUCGAAUGAAUCGAGUGUACUACGAGAAAUCAAAUCGUCCGGUGGUUGAACCAGCCGUCUUUUCCGAUCCCUACUUACAAGAUGCGCUUGACCGAAAUGAACACGAGUUCCUUAUGGAUUGGGCUUGUAUGUACUUUGAAGUGGAUGAUCCGAAGUUCAUCAGUUUGUCAAAAACGGUAUACGAUCGGAUAAUCGCGACAAAGAACUUCGAUUCUCUAUAUUCGACUCGACACUUCGGCACUCUUGUAUUUUAUUUGGCGAUUAACAACAAUUUGCCACCAUUGUUGAAUUUCUUUGCCAACUUGGGACAAUUGAGUGAAUGUGCUUCGUUGGUGAGGUUGCAAAAGUCUUUGUAUCCCGAUUGGAGGCUAGCUAUCGGAAGUUACGACUCAGAUUUUAAAAUUCUUCAGGAUUACGUCAAGCAAAACACACGCUUUAAACAGGAAUUGGGUGACGUGGCCUCUACGGAUCAGUCUGAUGUCUAUGGAAUCUUGAAAGGCGUCAUUAGCACAAAGCUGCCAACCCUUCGUUUCAAUGUGACGAUGACGUUGGAUGAUUGCUUCUGUUUCUUGUGUCAGGCAUAUCUCCAUGCGAGUUGGGCACUCAAUGUGAACGAUGGUCAUAUAUUGGACGAGCUGAGAAAUUUUACUCUUUUCAGAAAC